AUGGCUCGCAGCAGCGUGCUAUCUCGCCGCGAGCGAGUGAUUGUUCGACAAUCAUACUACUGGCCCGACUGGCAACUCAACGUCUGGAUCAUUAUAAUGCUCGCAACUGGCGGAGUCCUGGUCGGUGUAUUCUCCAACUUUGUCGUAAUACAGAACCAAUUGGGAAAGCAAGGAAUACCAUGGAUCAUGCCCUUCGGCAUCACAGUCGGCGCCCUCCUCAUCCUCUUCAUCUUCCUCAUGCUCACCCUCAUCGUACAACAACGGCUCCUACCCGGCAUUCUCAUCCUCGGCUCCUUCAUCCUGCUAGUGCUCUUCCUCACCGGCAUGAUAGAGACGGCGAUACAACUCUUCGGACCGAACGGCGACAUCGCGAACAAGUGCCAGACGUUCGUCACCAACAAUCCGAGCAAAGACUUGAGUAUAGCCACUCUGGCGUGGUUGCAGCAGAACUCGAUUUGUCAGAGCUGGUAUGCGGUGUUUGCAUUUUGGCUCAUUGGAGUGGUGUUCUUGAUUUACUUGAUUGUGUUGGCGUCGAUGGUGGCGCGGACGGGGAAUGGGGAUUAA
Molecule: messenger RNA, 564 nt
Organism: Zymoseptoria tritici IPO323
Lineage: Eukaryota; Fungi; Ascomycota; Dothideomycetes; Mycosphaerellales; Mycosphaerellaceae
Exons: 2
Coding region: 1-564 (187 amino acids)
Source: RefSeq, a predicted model, not a curated record